CAUCACCACAACUACCAUCACCAACACCAACGCCAUCAUAUGAAUAAUAGCAACAGCAGCAGCAGCAACAACGGUAGUAAUAACUUGACCGGAAGUAAAUGUAACACAAAUAUCAGUCGGCACACAAGUUACUCUCAACAACAACAACAAUCACAACAACAACAACAACAGCAACAACAGAAUUCAAUUCCCAACAAAUGUGUUGGGAAUAACAGCAGCAACAACAACAGUGACAGCAGCAACGGUGGUAGCUGUCAUAACAGCCAUCAACAGCAGCAACCGAAACAAAAACAACAGCUGCAGAAACAUUCUAAUGUUCACUUACACCGCCAUCUUGAAUCACACCAGCAGCAGCAGCAGCAACAGCAGCAACUGCCUCAGUCGUGUGGGUCACCUCCAGCAACCAGGAGUGUAUUGGCUCAACAACAACAACAGCAGCAAAGAAAUGGCGGUUUGUCUAUUCUUGUGAAACAUGGCCGAAAGUUGGCAGUGAAGCCGCCAUCUCCUCAUCACACAACGACUUCCGGUUCCUGUGACAGCAACUCCAUGGACGAUGUGAGCUCCACCACGGCCGACAACAACGCCGCUUGCGGCAAUACGGCUUCGAUCUCAGAGGUAGCAAUGGCAGCGGCGGCGGCGGCGGCGGCUGCCGCUGCCGCAGCUGCGGCGGUGACUACAACGACCACCACGACGGUGGAUUUCGUAAAUAAUUCUACCAACACCACCGCCACCACCUCCAAUACUACAGCCAACAACAACAACAACAAUAGGAAAAAUAUCCCGGAAUGUAAAUCGUCGUCUUCGCCGUCGUCCUUGUCAUCACCACCACCUCCUCCACCACCACCACCGCUACCACCACCGUUGCCACCGUCACCGACUUCGCCGCCGUUGACUACAUCUCCGACGCCCCUGUCGCCCACGGCUCUGUCUCCCGCGUCGUCACCGCCAUCCCCUCCGUCGCCAUCUUCGUCGCUGUCACCGUCGCCACGGCCACCCCCUUCGCCCAAUUCCGCCUUCUAUUUCUCCUCCUCGUCGCCACCAUCGUCACCAGUAGCCGUCGCCGCCGCCGCCGCCGCCGCUGCUGCUGCUGCGGCUGCUGCUACCGCUGCUACUCAGCCUGGCGUCAAUUCCGUAGAGCCGAUGACCGUCAGCUCCCCGGCCGCGUCGCCACCUCCGCCACCAUCGUUAUCACUACCACUACCUCCGCCACCGCCACCUCCACCAGCAAUAACAACAACGACGACAACCAACGCUGCCCAGCCUCUGUCCAGGCUGGGCAAUCUGAGAUCGUCCCCACUUCAUUCUCUGACCAGCUACAAUGUUCUUUGCGGGGCCCAGCAAGCACAUCAUCACCUGCCUCCCCCAGCCCCUCAUCAUCAACAGCAACAACAGCAGCGCUACGAUCGCUGCCCUAUAUCUCCGGUUUCGAGCCUGCCUCUCGGCGUGGUCACCACGUUGCCGAUUUCUUUGCCGAGCAUGCUGACCACAACACCGAUAACAGCAACUCCGAGGUCGAAACUGUCGUUUGGCAUCAGCCGGAUACUCGGAGUGGAGGAGGAGGAGGAGGACGAGAGCGAGAUGAGGAAAGAGAGGGAAGAGAACGGAAGCGGCGUGUCCGGUGGGGCCGGCGGUGACAUGGAGGAAGAUGAGGAAGUAGAAGUCGAGGUGGAGAUGGAAGAAGACGAUGAUGAGGAGGAGGAGAGGGAAGAGGUAGAAGGGGAUUGCUGCGACGAUGGCAAGCGUGGUAACCAUGACAACCGGCACUACUCGUUGCAUGUUCACCCCCAGCAAACUCAACCCCACCCACUGCACACGAAUCUAUCACACCAACACCAACACCAGCAUUUACAACAACAACAACAACAACAACGGCAGCAACAACAACAUCUUAACAACACCAACAGCAACAACAACAACAACGGGAACCAUUACCAGUUAUCGAAUGGUCUGAAAUCCGCCAUUGACAGCCAACACAUGCAUCAUCUCCACCAUCACCCACACCACCACCACCACCCUCCCCACCACCACAUCCAUAACAGCAACAGUAAUACUACUACUAAUACUACCACUAUUAGUAAUGAUACCAACAACAAUAGCAACAACAACAACAACAACAGCCACAGCAAUGCGUGUUCAAAUGGUGGCGGUGGUAGUGGC
Molecule: messenger RNA, 2157 nt
Organism: Octopus sinensis (East Asian common octopus)
Lineage: Eukaryota; Metazoa; Mollusca; Cephalopoda; Octopoda; Octopodidae
Product: myb-like protein Q
Exons: 2
Biological process (GO): regulation of transcription by RNA polymerase II
Cellular component (GO): mediator complex
Molecular function (GO): transcription coactivator activity
Source: RefSeq, a predicted model, not a curated record